AUGGGGUCGGCGCGAGGCCCUGCAUUUUGUAAUCUUCUGAGGUCGAUCUCCUGGGUGCGAUUGCGAAAGCAUGCUGUGGGCUCCCUGAACAGACAACCUAGGUUUAGAAUCCUUAAAGGGUCAUCCGAGGCGGAGCAUAGAGGGGACGAAGCGCAUCUACCAAGGCUGCACAAUGAGCCCGUGGGCUUCUUCCUGAAGGAGCGCUUCACCUUCGCCUAUUACAACCUCAGCGACGGCAUCACGCUGACCCUUUCUCAGCGCAAGCGUGCCGGCAGCAAGUUUCGCCGUGACCACACGGUCAUGCCCAAGCGGCCAAAGGCCCCACCUCCUGAGAAGAAGCCCGAGCCGGCCCCAGGUGCAAAGGCAGGGCUCCCAUCUCUCCCUGGCCUCCCCGAGCUUCCCAAGCUUCCCAGCUUGCCUGGUUUGCCCGGGAUGCCGGGCAUGCCGGGUAUGCCCGGCCUUCCUGGAAUGCCAGGAGCAGGACAGACAG
Messenger RNA from Symbiodinium necroappetens, 490 nucleotides. NCBI's taxonomy places the organism in Eukaryota, Dinophyceae, Suessiales, Symbiodiniaceae. The record is from the annotation of a GenBank genome assembly.